This is a messenger RNA of Centruroides sculpturatus (bark scorpion), 748 nucleotides long. RefSeq names its product transcription factor Adf-1-like. The transcript is spliced from 5 exons. The record is from RefSeq and is a predicted model, not a curated record. NCBI's taxonomy places the organism in Eukaryota, Metazoa, Arthropoda, Arachnida, Scorpiones, Buthidae. Bases 98 to 748 code for a protein of 216 amino acids.
AGUUUGUUCUACUCGCGACGGUUGCAAACGCGCAUCCAAUCAGCAAACGCCUUUGAGCCAUGUCAUACGGUGGCAACAUUGAAAAUAGUUCAUUAUCAUGGCGGAUAACACGUGUAUAGAAUCCAGGUUGAUCGAACUUAUCCAGUCUUACGAAUGUCUGUGGGACUUUAAUUCUUCAUUUUAUCGAAGAAAAGAUAAAAGAGCGCAGGCAUGGCGUGAGAUAAGUGAAAGUCUCGGCGUUGAUUCUAAAGAACUAACUAAAAAAUUUCACCAUCUUCGAACGACGUUUUUGAGAAUUAAAAAAAAUGUAGACGACAGCAGACGAAGUGGAUGUGGUGAACACGAGGUAUAUAAACCAACGUGGGAGCAUUGGUCGUCUCUGAGUUUUCUUUUAAAUUCGUACAAGAAAAUGAUAUCACCGCUGUCGUCAUACGAUUUAAAUCAAACACAACAAUCCACUUCUGGCUGCAUAUCUGAUGAGGCAGAAGAAACAAAUAUAGUAGAUGUACAUUAUGAUAAUGAAAUGUUUAAUGAAAGUAUUUCAUUGUCACCAUGUACAUUUGAUGCACAGCCACCAAAAAAGAAAAAGAAGAUGGGAGGAAAGGAGAAAGAAAAUUUUUAUGAAUGUGCAAUGAAUGCUCUCUGUAAUGAACCAAGGAAGGAUGUGUUUGAUGAAUUUGGCAGUAUUAUAACUACCAAACUACGAACACUUCCUCAGAAAAAUGCCUUAGAUUUUUGUAUUUCUUAA